UUGGUGGCUUCUCGCGCAGGCGUCCAAGGGCCGGAGCCAAGUAGGCCGCGGGGCUUUUUGUCAAGGAAACGCCAGUGUUUACGGCUGUUGAGUCCUCCUCUGCUCCCAUCGCAACCGCCUUUUUUUUUUUUCCGUAGAAGACUUGCAGGUUUUCGUUGCCCACGUCUCGUUCCAGCCAGGCGAAGAAUCAUGCCUGUACGCUGGAAGGGAUUAAGUGAGUACAAAAGAAACUUCAAAUGGAAGCAGUCAGAACAGCCUAUACACUGCAAUUCUACACAUGGACAAAAGUGCCAAUGGGCUGGCCUUCGAUCAGAUGAAUUUGGGAUCACAAGAGAACCAAAUUUUAUUUCCAAGAGAAGAGUGCCUUAUUAUGACACACAAAUUUCAAAAUCUUUUCAAUGGAAUGGAGGUAAUAGCUUGGAGAAAGAUGCAUUAUCAGAAUUGGAAGUCAAUGAGCCAGUCGAAUUGCACAAAACCAACAGCAAGGAUGUUGAACUGAAUAAGGACCCAAUUGAGACACCGGAUGCACCUAGGCUUCCUGAAAAACUGCAUCUCAACUCUGCAGGAUCUGGGCCUGAAUCAACUGAAGCACUUAGAAGAAGCAAGAAGUCAGUGCCCCAAACUCCAGUGCAUGAAAAUAAAAUAUUAGCAUCUACCCAAAAAGAAUUAGGAAAAACAGAUCAUGGGCUCAACAGAGUUCUACAGAGGAGGGCAGGCAUGAAUAUUUCACGAUCAAGAAGCUUCCCUAGAAGUUCUGAGUAUCAAAGAGAGUUUGUUUGGAAAACCCCACAGAAGCUUUCUCCGGUCCUUGCAGCAGAUCAGUUUAUUCACAGAUCAAGUCAAUCCAUUCCCCCAUUUAAGUCUCCUGUUAUUAUCCCUGAAACUGAAUAUGAAAGGAAUUUCAAACCUUCAUCCUCUAUAAAACAAUUGAAACAAUGCUUUCUGGAAGAGAGUGAAUGUCCUAGAUCUGAAUCAGUGUCCUCUGGAGAAAAGAAUGAAAAAAAUAAAAACACUUCAAAGACCCCAGAAAAUUCAUUAAAACAAAAUGAAUUAGAAACAAAACAGAAAGAAGAAAAACAGAAACAGAAGUUGCUGUGUUCACGCAGAUGUUUUAAGAAAAUGAACACAGAAUAUAGAUCGAAAUUCUUGUCUCCUAGUCAAUACAUCUAUAAACAAGGAGCCUGGGUUCAUGUCAGAAAAAAUAUACCUUAUCAAGGUUCUCAAAAUACCCUAAAUACCAUGUGGUAUAUGGAGGUGAGAGAACUUCGAGAAAAAGCAGAAGCUUAUAAGCAGAGGAUACAAGGAACUCACUUUUCCAGAGAUCAUUUAAAUCAAAUCCUGUCAGAUAACAAUAGACUCUGGGAUUUGUCCUCUGAAUCCAGUGUGGAAGAAACUAUGAGCAACAAUAUCAGAGCGCUUGACUUAGCAGGGGUCCCUGAAAACAAACUAUCUUCAGGUCUUAAAAUAUUGGCACAAUCUGCACAGUUGCAGCAAAAUAACAUUGGAAAUUUAGGUGUAUCAGAUGCUUCUAUUAUUCCUGUCAAGCGAUGCCUAGUUUGGGAUGAAUCACAUGAUGAUGAGCAACAAGAAGAUACAUCACCUAUAUUAGGAGAAUGCAAAGAAAAAGAAAAGCAAGAAACUGAUGAAGUUAAAGAAGUGGGAGAAAAUGGCAAGGAUGCCAGUAUAGACAAACAGCAAAAUUCUUCAGAAGGCAAGGCAGAUUCUUCAGAAGUUUUAAGAGCAUGUGGUAGGCUUCCAACUCCACAACUCAAAACUCUUGGUGGAAUUCAAAGAACACAUCAUGAUCUGACAACCCCAGCUACAGGAGGUGCUAUUCUAGUAUCUCCUCAGAAAGGGAAGCAUACAUCCUUACUGCAAAUAGAAAAGGAAUCUUCAGAAAAGCAGUCUUUGGCAAAUAGUCAAGUUUCAAGAGAACAAAUAAAAGGAAAAACUAACAGGGGUGAAGAAAAGACUGUGACUAAUUCCCCAGCUGCAGGGCUAAAAACUUUGGAUCCUUUGCCUCUACGAACAGAUCAGUACUCCAAUCAAGAUACUUCUGGUACAAGAAACGGUGCAACAUCAGUGCAUUCAGAGCAGAUGCCUACAGUGUCAGAAAGAAAGCUGGCUAAGGGUUCUGCUGUACCUUAUUGGAGUCCAUUGUGUCGCAUUCAAGGAAGUCUCCGGGAUCCAGAGUUUCAGCAUAAUGGUACUAUUGCAAGCCCCAAAAGGAGCUGGUUACAGUUACCCCUUCAGGAGAGAAACUAUCAUGAUGAAGAUGAUGAUGACAGACUGUCCCAGUUGUCUGCUCGAUCUGCUGCUUCUGGUUCUCUUGCAGCUCAGGUUCUAGAACGAGCUCAAAGAAGAAAAGAAAAUUUCUGGGGCAAGAUGUGAUUGAAUUUUGCUGUGCUUGUAAUUUGUUUUAUAGUAGGGUAUUUUAACUUUUGCUAGAAAAAAAAUGUUAAAUCCCGAGGGUUUUUUUUUUACCAAUAAGGGGAAAGGAUCUGAUUUAAGAAUGCUGCAUAUUCAAAUACUCUUUUUUGACUUGGUUUAAUACUCAAGUACUUGAUUUGAAAUAUCAACGUAUCCAAAAUAUGCAUUCUACCUCACUCUCAAAAAAGCAUUACAAACAAAUAGACUACAUCAUAAGGUAUUUUUACUUAAUGAAUUCCAAAGGGCUUCAUAUCACUUUUAAAAAGCAGUGAAAUGGUGCCAUAUUAUAAGUUUCAAGAAGUCCUUGAUCUUAUAACAGAAAUGCAACAUUAAACAUAACCAAUGAAAAAGUUAUGUGAAAGCAAAAAAAGAUGAAACAACUAUAAAGGAUUAUUUGUGUUAUUCUUAUAUUACUCAGCAAGCCUAAAUAUUUUUUUUAGAAAUCUUCAUUCAUUACAUAUAUAUAUAACUUUUAGUUGGAUUAUUUAUUAUUAAUCUCUGUGUUCCAGCAUGGACCAUCAGUUUUUAUUUUUGAUAGAUCAAAUACAGUUUUUUUAAAUUCUACAAUACUAAACUAACUUUGCCCAAUUGGAUGAUCUUUCAAGAUCUCAAGACUCCUAUACUUCCCAGCCAUUAGGACCAAUAGCCAUGUUGUGGGGAAUUCUGGAAAUUAUAGUUUAGAAAAUUUGGGGAGAAACCAAGUAAGGGAAAUUUUUAAAGCAGUUUCUAUUAUGAAGUUAUCAUGAACAAUACAGUCACAAAUAUUACCGUCAUAAUCAAUUUUCAAAUAAUUACUUUGGCAUUUCAGUAUUGCCCACCAUUCUCCUUUACCUCAAUAUUUAUAUCAUGAUGACUAGCUUAAAACUGAAGUCUAUUGCAUUUCAGAUUGUAAUAUUAACAUGACUUAAAUAAUAGAGCACAUGAGCAUGUAUUACUUGUGUGAUAGUUCAAAAUUUCAGAGAAGAUGCAUUCUUGGCAAUCCAUUUUCUUGAGUUUAAAUCAUAAGCUAGCCUUAGAUUUUGUACAUGAGAAUCAUUAGCCAAACUUAAGAGUAAAAUUUGUUUUAAAUAUUAUGUUUAGGGACUACUAAUUCUUCCCCAAACUCUGGUAAUUUGAUAAAGCUGAAUUAGGGAUAUGGUUCCCUAGCUGUUGGAUACCAAGUUUCAUAAUUUGUAGUCAGUGUGACUAUUGGUAAGAGAAAUAUUUGAAUCCAGGAAGUUCUAGAAGCAAUAUAUUUUUGGUCUUAUACUUUAAUAAUUCAGAAAUUUUCUUGAUGUAAUUAUUGCAUUAUUGUAAAAUAUAGUUUUAAAUUAGAAUGAAAAAUUAUAGUUAAAUAUGCCAGAUAUAAUUAGUUAUUUUCACAUAUACUAUUAUUAUAUUAAAAAGAUAGGAUUUGUGCAAAAACCUUUGACUUUUCUGUAAUAUUUUAAACUUGGUUAGAUUUGUGUGAUAGGAUUGUACAUGCUUUAAAAUUGAGUAAUAUUUUUGUAUACCAAAAAAAUCUUAAUUAGAAAUGUUUAUAUCUGUGCCACAUUUUCAUGUUUCUUGCAGUAUCAUUGUUUUAAAAUAAAUUUCAGUUAAUUCAACAUUUUGUUUUAUUUUAAAAGACAUAUUCAUACUAUGUACUAAUACAUUUAAAUUGUAUUGAAACAUUUCGAGAAACAGAAAAUCUUGGUGUCUUCAUUUGCAUAUCAAUCCAGAAAUUAUGUGUAGGUCAGAUAAUUACAUUUUCAACUCUGCAAAAAUCAAUUUUAUGAGAUAGGUUUAGUUGAGGAAGAAAAUCAUACAGGAAUUUUUCAGUCAUUACUUCAUUUUGUUAAUGUUCAUAUAACAAGUAAUGACUGAAAAAUUGCUGCUGAACCAUUCAGUCUGGUUUAUCUGAAAAUGAUCCCAACUGAUUCAUUAAUGUAACAAAUUGAUUAUCUUUGGAAAUUUUGGUCUUUCACUUUGGGUCCAAACAAAGCAAUUGCUUAUUUUGAAUACAAUAAAUGAGGGUUUUGCUUAUUUAAUUCUGUCUGCCAAACAGAAUGAGUGUACCAUUUUCUUAGCGCAGUGUUCCUGGAAAUAUUUAUGUAUUCAGAUUUCUGGCACUCCUGCCUGUAUUUAAUCUCUCUAAUUUGAAUGAAUAUAUUACAACCCAGAAAUGUGGUUAUGACAUAGUUGCUGCAUUGUAGCAUUGAUAAUCAUUCCAUAUUCUGGAAAGUUAGAAGAGGGGAUUACAUGAUUCCUGGACACUGCAACAGUCAUAAAUAUGAGUUGUCAAGCAUUCAAAUGUAAAUCAUGUGACCAUGGGAAAGCUACAACAGUUGUGUGA
Pseudonaja textilis is the source of this 4744-nucleotide messenger RNA. RefSeq names its product stabilizer of axonemal microtubules 6 (gene SAXO6). NCBI's taxonomy places the organism in Eukaryota, Metazoa, Chordata, Lepidosauria, Squamata, Elapidae. The record is from RefSeq and is a predicted model, not a curated record. Gene Ontology annotation, biological process: negative regulation of centriole replication; retina development in camera-type eye. Gene Ontology annotation, molecular function: microtubule binding.